This is a messenger RNA of Entrophospora candida, 3495 nucleotides long. Lineage: Eukaryota; Fungi; Glomeromycota; Glomeromycetes; Entrophosporales; Entrophosporaceae. The record is from the annotation of a GenBank genome assembly.
AUGGAUAGUUAUCCACCAGAAUUUAUUCUUCCGCAUGUUCCUUUAAUGAUGGUGAUGGGUCUAAACAGAGAAAAAGACUCGUCAUCAGAACAAUCCAACAGUAAUAAUAAUCCUCCCGCUCCUGUCAAUCCAAAAUCUGGUGGUAGUGGCUUACAACGAAAUUCAUCAAGUUCUAAUACUCUACCAGGCUUAACAACUAAUCAAAUAUCACAAUCUUUAAUAUCGCUUUUUGUGAACAAAGCUCAAGCUAGUGUUUGGGAUCUUGGGAAAAAUUCUAAUACAACAUUCAAUGUGACAUUUGUUGAUAAGAAUUUUCAAUUUCCUCCACGAAAACCAUUGAGACCUCCAUCAACACCUCAUCAUUCCUCACUAUCGCCAUAUACACCAGGGUCUCCGGUACAUCCUGAUGGUUUAAUUCCUCAACUUUGGGUUCGAAGACAUCGAGAAAUUUUGCCAUGUGGUAAACAGGAUGAAGGUCAAUUGGGUUUUAAUGAAAAUCCAGAAAAGGAAAGAGAUCACGCUUUAGCAAUAGAAAUUAAUGAAAAGAGAAAAUCUUUAACAGAUAGAGGAAUUAAAUUUGCUGCAGUAAUUGUCAUAAAAACACCUUUUGAAAGGUUGAAUUAUAUAAGAAAAGUUAGUGGCUUAUAUGUUAGAAAUUGCUUCUUCGUAUUAUAUCCAAGUUCAUAUGACGAAUUGCAAAAUUUUGUUAUAAAUUUGCAAAAAUCAUUAUAUGAGCAUGGAUUAAAUUAUUAUCGGGAAAAUAGUAAAAGAAUUAAACGUAAAAGAGCAACCUCAUCAUUUAGCAUCAGCAGCCCUGGCUAUAAUCAACAACAACUUAUAGAUUAUCCACUAUCUGCACCAACACCACUUGGCACUCAAGGAUGGAUGAUUCGUUAUGAUUAUAAAUUGGCUGUUUUUGCUGAAUUUCGUCAAGAAUUGGAUGCCGCUUUAAAUUAUUAUGAAUCAGCUUAUAAUCUUCUCACGGAUCUUUUCUCCCCUGAAUCUGUCAUCUCACCAGGAGCUCCCGGCCUAACGAUUCGUAGUAAACGUUGGGAAGAAGCAAGAAUUUUGACAGAUUGUAUUAACAUUAAGAUUUGUAAAAUAAGUAUUCUCAUGGAUUCACCUUUGGGUGCCUUGGCUCAAUUAAACAAACAUGUGAAAACAUUUAAACAAAUAUGUAAUAAGUUAGGAAUAGGAGAAGAUGACACAUUUGAGUAUUGGUCAUGGUUGUCUAAACAAUAUCGUGUAUUUGGUGAAAUAAUAGAAGUUGCAACAAGAUCUGGUUUUAUCAUACAAGAUGCAUCAAAACUGUCUCACUCUAUUUCAGCACCAUCACUGUCUGCAGAUUAUCGUUACUCUUUAAGCAGUAACAGUAAUCCAAACUUUGGUGUAAAUCCAACCAUGGUUUUGCAACAUCCUGGUUUCUAUUAUUAUUUGGCAGCUAAAUAUAAUUCUAUUAAAAGACAAAAAUUUUUAGAUAUAGAAAAGUCGAUACAUGAAGGGAUAGACGUUGUUGCAAAGAUACCAGAUUCUAUAUUAGAAGCUGAACGGAUGCUUGAUCAUUCAGGAUUUUUUGAAAGAAUUGCUAAAACAUAUCGUAAAGAAGGUUGGCAUACUAUUUUAGAAUCAAUUCUACAAUUAUCCUUGAGGUGUGCAAAAGUUCUUGGUAAUUGGGAAGAUGUUGUCAAAUAUUUGAUUGAACUUUUAUCAGACCAAUUUAUUAUGGAUGAACAAAAAAGAACUGAAAUUCAAAAUGAGUUAACAAAUAUUAUUUUUCGUAUAGAGAAUCUUGGUAAUAUUAAGCCAGUUAUUCUUAAUAUGAAUGAAACAAUAACAUGUCAUGUUCAAUUCAAACAAUCCAUGGCUUUUGUUGGUGAACCCACUUUAUUUCAAGUCACUAUAACUACAUCACCUGAUUCUCCUCCUUUGCCUUUACGGUUUUCAUUCAUACGCUUCACAUUUAGUGACGCUCAUUUUAAUCAUUAUUUAAAGGAUAAAUUGCAUGAUGAUGAGGAAAUUGAUGACUCUAAAAUUCAAUUGAUAGAUUGUAAAGAUUGUUCCUGGGAAGAGGUUGAAGGUGGUGAAGGUUACGCAUGGGUGAAAGAUGUGAAACUUAUUUUUCAAAAAGGUGUAACAAGAGUUUUCGAAGGCAUAAUAACGCCAAAAGAGAGUGGUGAAUCUCAUCUUCAAGUUGUUACACUUGGAUUUUUAAAUACUAAAUGGAGAAUCGAACUCCGUUUUGAUUUAAGUGGACAACGUGAAACCCAAUCAAGACGUAAAUGGCAUAUAAAAACCGCUACUGUACCAACAUUUAAAAAUAUUAAAGAGCAAAAUAUAUUAAAAGUGACAAAAAAACCACCCAAAUUAGAAAUCAAAGCAAACUUUUCCAAUCCAGUUUUAUUAGAUGAGUAUUAUCCAAUUGAACUUGUUGUCACUAACUUGGAAUCAGAAGAUGUUAAGGCAUUUAUGAAUAUUGAUAUAAUUAACGAUUUGAAAGAUAUUGAUCUUGAUAUAAUACCUGCAGGUCAAUCUUGUGUAAAAACCAUUUAUAUUAUUGGAAAAAAGACUAUAAAUUUUAGAACAUUACAUUUAGUUGUAAAAUGGGUUGAAAAGAAAGAAGAAAUUAAAGUAUCAUUUAUAGAACCAUUUACAGUUUCUUAUAGUAUUGUUCCACAGAUUGAAGAAAUAAAGCAUGAGAAAGAUGCUACUAAUUCUGAAAAUUCUCCCGUCGUCAUUAAAAGAAUUGACCGACAUCUUUUGACUGCAAAAAUUACAAGCAAUGGACCUUGGGACCUUUUAGUAACUGGAAUUGAUUUGGUUUUGUUGGGUCAAGCGAAUUCUCAAGCUAAAAUUGAAAUUAUAGAAUCAAAGAACAAUGAGUUGGAAGAUCAAAUAUGGAAAACUGGUCAUAAACAUCAGGUUAAUUAUUUAUUAGAACUUACAAUAUUGGAUUAUAUUUCUAAUGAUUAUAAUAUCGAUGUUGGAUUACUUGACAUUCAAUGGAAAAGAAAAGAACUCAUUAAAAAUAUUUUUAUUCCAUAUACUGAGACAACAAUGAUGACGCCACAAAUAAUAAUUCCUAAAACUGAUUUAACCGCGAUACUAACAAUUCCAAAAAAAUCAAUUGUUGGAAAAAUAUUCACUCUAACUUUAAAAUUAAUCAAUUGGACCAACACUCAAAUAAAAAUAGAUGUCAUGGUUGAAGUAAAUGACACAUUUGUAUUUUCAGGCUAUAAACAGACCUAUUUUAAUGUUUCACCAUUAGGUUCAUACCUGUUCAAGGUUAACUGUUUUCCAUUGGUACCUGGUAAAACGAGAUUGCCAAAAAUUAAAAUGAUCAAAAAUAAAGUUGUCGAUGAUAAUAAUGCUCACGAUGAUGAUGAAAAUGAUAAUAAUGGAAACAAUAAAGAAAUUCAUAUUAUGGCACCUGGGUAUAAAGAAGUUUCAGAAGAUGAAUGGUUUUUUAUAUUUAUUAAACCUAAAACUAAAAUUUAG